AUGGACGGCGCUAGGGAUAGUAGGGAUGAUCGUCGUGUGAGUGGGUGGAGGAGCAGUGAAGCGGGUCAAGCGGGGGAAGGGAGGGAAAAGAAGCGCGUGUCGCGGGUGGUGCGGACGGCGUGGGUCCAAUGCGACGACGUUAAGUGCAAGAAAUGGCGCCGAGUGCCGAUGCAAAUUGCACGAGCCAUGAGCAGCAGCGAGGCGAGAUGGUUUUGUCGCAUGAAUCCUGAUCCUGCCUUCGCCAGCUGUCGCGUUCCGCAGGAAAGCGACGACGCGAACGACAACGGCGAUGCGGACGAUGACGACGAAGCGGAACAGGACACGCGGGGGAGAGACGGCGCAGGGGGGAGUAACAGCAGGAGCGAGAGGGACGUGGGCGCGCGGAAAGAGCAGGGCGGGGGGGAAGGAAGGGGGAAUGGGGAAGUAGCGGAGGGCGGCGGGGGCGGGGCGGCGGAGUGGAGCAGCGCAAGCGAGUGCAGCAGCGAGUGCAGCGACGGCGACGGCAGCGUCGCCAUCCAGUUUUCCGACUCCGACGACGACCCCUACCCGGGGGACGACGACGCGCAGUGCGCGCCGUGGCGGGGCGCGGAUAGCGCGCCCGGGAGGCGCGGAGGGGAGGUGCCGUGGUGGCAGUGGGGGAGCAGCGGGAACGGCCGGCUUGGGGGAGGCGCGUUAGGGCGGGGGAAGGCGGGGGCUGGGAGGGGAGGGGGGAGAGGCGCGGGAAGGGUGGGCGGAAGUUGGGGUGCGGUUAUGGGGGGACUGGGGAAGCCCGCGGUGCCUCCACCUCGCCUCGUGGGGUCGGGCAAGCGCGCGUGGAUCCGCAUCGUGGAGAACGAGUACCUGCACCGCCGCCCCAAGCUGCAGCGGACCGACGAGGUGUUGGUGUGCCAGUGCGUGCCGCCGCCGCCCGGGCGGCGAGAGAAGGGGUGUGGGGAGGCGUGUUUGAACCGCCUGGUCAGCAUCGAGUGCCAGCCCAAGCUCUGCCCCUGCGGCGCUGCCUGUGCCAACCAGCAGUUCCAGCAGCGGCGGUACGUGAAGGUGGAGAUAGCGCGCUACGGCCGCAAGGGAUACGGCGUGCGGGCGCGGCAGGCAGUAGCAGCGGGGCAGUUCAUAGUGGAGUACGUGGGGGAGGUGCUCAACCGCAAGGCGUUUGCUGUACGCCUGGAGGAGUACAGGCGCGCCAAGCAGCGCCACUACUACUUCAUGACUCUCAACAACAGCGAGGUGAUAGACGCAUGCCGCAAGGGCAACUUCUCGCGCUUCCUCAACCACAGCUGCGAGCCCAACUGCUGUCUUGAGAAGUGGAUGGUGCGGGGCGAGCUGCGCAUUGGGCUCUUCUCCCUGCGCCCCAUCAAAGCGGUGAGACCCCUCCUCCCCGACCCUCCCCCUGGCGAGGAGCUGUCAUUCGACUACAACUACGAGCGCUUUGGCGAGGAGCUGUCGUUUGAUUACAACUACGAGCGCUUUGUGGGGGCGCGCCCCACGCGCUGCUACUGCGGCAGCCUGUCCUGCCGCGGCGUGCUGGGCGGCGCUGAGCUCAAGAAGCCACGCGUGCGCCCUGCUGUGCAGCGAGCUGUGGCCGAGGAGGGAGGGAGGGCUGCAGGGCGCGAGGGGAGAAGCGUGCAGGGGGGCGCGGGAGAGCAGGGACCAAGACAUGGCCGGGGGACGCAGCAGGGGGAGAGGGAGGGGCGGGGCGGGCAGGACGAGGGGGAGGGGGAGCGGGUGUGGUUGGAAGGGGGCGAAUGGGAAGGGGAUGGGGAACGGGAAGGGGAGGGGGAGGGGGAAGCAUGUGUGGAGGACGGGGAGGGGGGCAUGCGGCAUGCCAAGAGGCGGAGGCUGCGGAAGGUGGCAGGUCUGGGUGAGAGGGUGUGGCGGCAGGGCGGGGAGAGGGAGGACGGGAGCAGGGAGGCGUGGGGGGGCGAGGAGAGCGGGGCACAUGGGCAUGGGUUUGACCUGGUGGCGGAAGCAGCAGGGGGGGGAGCGGGGGCGGGGGAGGUGCAGGCAGCGCCAGCGGAGUAUGUGGUAGCGGCGUGCCAGGGGGUGCUGUUCCACUCCGAUGUGGAGGAGGCGUUGGAGCUGCUACUGGACGGCAACGAUGCGCUCAUCAAGGGCAAGAGCACGGCGCGUUCCUUCGUGCGGCUGCUAAUGCGGGCCACCUCCUGUGGAGACUUCUCCUCGGGUGUGCCCAACUUCAGUGCCAAGGAGGUGUCGCUGCUGCUGGAGGCGCUGCUCCGCACCUCAUCAAGAACGCUCCUCAAACACAUCAUUGCCACCAACGGGCUGAACGUGCUCCAGAUAUUGGGGCGCAAGCUGCAGCACGAGAGGGAGCGAGUGGCCAUUCUGAGGAAGCUGCUGCGAGUGGCACACCACCUGCACGCCACUGCUGCCCUCUCCCUGCAGGCCGCUCAUGCCGUCCCGCCCACCGCCAAUGAGAGCUUCUCCGCGCUGAUAGGCACAGGGACGCGGAGCUUCUCUGCGCUCAUUGGCCGGCUGCGCAGGCACAGGGACGCGGAGACCCUACCACACCUGCAGUCGCUCUCACUGCCUCUCAGCAUGAACCUCGCCCUGGGGGGAAACCUGGGCAUGGGCAUGGACCCUGCUUCCCUGCUGAUGCAGCAGCAGCAGGGGCCAGCAGCAGCGGCAGCAAUGGCAGCGGCCGCUGCAGCCAUGGGUGGGCCGGGCUGUCGGCCUCAACGGGGUGGAGACGCGGGCGGUUCACCACAUGGUGCAGGAGCAGCAGCUGCUGCUGCUACUCCACCUGCUGCUGCUUCUGCAGCUGCUGCAGCCGCGACAGUUGCUGGCGAUGCUGCAGCGGGUGAUCCUAGUGGACAUGGGGAAGGUGGUACGGCUGCCACUAAUAGCAGUGCUUCUGCCGAUGAUAGGGCGGUUGCUGCGAAUGAUAAGAGCACUAGCAAGCCACCACCCACCCCAACCACUGCAUCUGCCCAACCCCAUGAAGCAGCAGGUGACGCCUCAGCUGUCCCAGCAUCAGCACACCCGGUGCCUCCUGCCUCUCACCCCCUGCCUGCUGCCGCGCACCCGCCGCACUUUUCAGCAGCCACCACAGCAGCGGCAGCAGCAGCGGUGCAGCACAUGAUGCAGCGCCGCCUCUCCCUUGCCCUCUCCCAUGCCGUCUCCCAAGCCAACGCCGCCGCCGCUGCUGCUGCCACCUCGCCUGCUGCCAAACCUCCUGCCCCUUUCCAACCACAUGCCCCCUCCGCUGCCCCCUCUGCCCCGCCUGCUGCUCCCGUUCCCGCUUCCCCCACUGCUGUGCCACAUGCUGUUCCACCCUUUGCAACUCCUCCCUCCUCUCCCACCCCGGUCCCUGCCUCGCAGCCCACUAAUCACCCACUCCCUGCCUCGCAGCCCACUAAUCACCCACUCCCUGCUGCUGCUUCCUCGCCCACGCCCCCGUCCCCCUCUCCCAAGCUCUCGUCCCAACAUGCCCCGCAUCACGCCCCUCAGCACAUCUGCCAGCCGCUCAUGGCGCCCUUUACCAGCCCUGAACGCUGCCCUGCACCUUCUGCCUGUUCUGCUGCCUCCAAGGGGGCCAAGAGGCGGCAGGCGUGGAGGAACGCGGGAGGGGAGAAGGAAAUGGAGAAGGGGAGGGAAAAGGAGGGGGAGAAGGGAGGGCAGAAGGGAGGAGAGGGUCAGGCGAGUGUGGAUGGAGUGGGCAAGGAUGUCCCAGAGCCUGCAUUGCCAGUUGCGGCUGCUGAUGCCCCUCUUCCUGCCCAUACUGCUGCUGCUGCUGCUGCUGCUGCUGCUGCUGACGCAGCGAGUGGAGAAGAGGGGCGAAGGAUGGGAGGGUCAGCAGCACCAGCAGCAGCACCCUUGCCCACACACCAGCCACCACCCCCGUUCCCUGCUGUCUUUGAAUUGUCUCAAAGGUCACCCUCGUCCCCUGCUGCCCUGCCCACAGCGCCUGUAACCGGCAGUGCGGGCAGCACAUGGCAUGGUGCCGUGGCACAUGCAGCAGCAUUAGGUGCAGCAUGCAGUGUGCUACCCCAUGCCACGUGGCAUGCUACUGCACCGGCAGCCAGCCAUGCCACCGCCGUCCCGUUCGCCUGCGCUGCAUCUGCUGCUGCGGCUUGUGUCAAGGUGGAAGGCAGCGCGGCAGCAGCAGAGGCAGCGCAUGGGCGGGGAGUGGAGGGCAUGGGAGGGACGUGGAGGGAAGAUGCGCAGGUGGUAGGGGCGCAGGCUGUAAGGGGAGGGGUUGCAGGGGGAGAGGCUGCAGGGGGAGAGGCUGCAUGGGGUGGAGAGGCGCAUGGUGAAGGGGGUGUGACGGCAGGCAUGGGUGCAGGGAGCAGGGCAGUGGUGGCAGCAGCAUGGGCAGGUGGUGCAGGUGGGUUGGCUGCGGUGCCUGAGUGUGAAGCAGCGGCACCUCGUGCCGCGCCUGUGCCGCCCCGGCCUCUGUUCAAGUGGGUGGUGAAGGAAAUCCCCGUGCAUGCUGAUUUGCAUGUAGACGGGCAUGCAGAUGUGCAUGCGGACGGAUGUUCAGACACGCAUGGGGCUGUGCAUGGGGAUGUGCAGGCAGGCGAGGCUGGUGCUGUCGAAAAUGGGGGCGUGAGGGAUAAUGGCGUGGGCAGUGGGGGCAUGGGUGGUGGGGCAAUCGGUGGUGCAGGCAUGGGCGGUGCAGGCAUGGGCGGUGCAGGCAUGGGCGGUGCAGGCAUGGGCGGUGCAGGCAUGGGCGGUGCAGGCAUGGGUGGUGCAGGCAUGGGCGGUGCAGGCAUGGGUGGUGCAGGCAUGGGUGGUGCAGGCAUGGGCGGUGCAGGCAUGGGCGGUGCAGGCAUGGGUGGUGCAGGCAUGGGUGUUGCAGGCAUGGGCAGUGGGGAGAGAACACUGGAGGGUAUGCGAAGUGUUGGAAUGGAGUGGGGUGGGGAAGUGGGGUGGGGGGGGAGAGUGGGCGGCAUUGGAAAUUGGGGAGGAGCACACGGGCUGGCUGCGUAUGGCAUGCCGUAUCACACGGCACUUGGCAUGGCGUCAGUGCAGCAGGCAGCAGUGCAGCAGGCAGCAGCACAGCAGGCAACAGCGCAGCAAGCACUGGUUCAACAGGCAGUGGGGCAGCAGGCAGGGGUGCAGCAGCAGGGAGCAGGGCAGCAGCAGUGGUACGAUGCAUGCAUGCAUGGGCAUGGGGCAGCAGGGCCGGUGGCAGGGCGAGCCAUGGCGUACGCACAGGCAGCGAUGCCAUGGGCUGUGCAGCACGGCGGGUGGUGGCCUGCUGCUAGAGACCACACCGUGCUGGCAGCAGCAGGGGGAGCGCGAGAGGAGGAAAAGGCAGCUUCACAUGGGCCUGACCCUGUGCGGGGUGCUCCUGCUGCUAAUGGGACAAUUGACACUGCUCACACUGUUGACAUGACUGGCAAGCCCAAGGAUUCGACUGACGUGACAUCAGGACUGAUUGAUGUGAAGGUAGAGUGCACGGACGUUACACCGGGCUUUACUGACAUAGGAUCACAGUACACUGACAUGCCCAAGGGUUCGACUGAUGUCACACCAGGGGUGAGUGAUGUGAAGGUAGAGUUUACGGACGUUGCACCAGACUUGACUGACAUAGGGCCACAGUACACUGACAUGACACUUGAUUUGACUGACACGAAACCAGAGCUUAUUGAUAUGGAACUGGUUUCAGAUGAGUUGACCAACAUAGCACUGACAAGCGCCGACGUGAAACCGAUAGCUGCUGCUGAUGUGGAACCAGUAGCUGCUGAACUGGAACCGAUAGUUGCUGACUUGAAACCGAUGGCUGCUGACCUGGCGGUCCAGAAGGCAGUACCACGUGGCACCGCUGACAUGGCCGGAAGGGCAUGCAGUGCGGCGGGCGAUGCGACACAGCGAGAGCACAGCCUGACUGACAUGACCCGCUCGUUGCUCCAGCAGCACAUGGCCCCUGUCGUGGAGGCUAAGGCGGAGGUUGUAGCGCUGCGUGGGCAGGGCUGGCAGAGCUGCCCGGCUGUGGACCCUCCUUUGAGCCGCGUGCAGCAGAAGGGGGCCGAGUUGGAAGAACACAGGAGGCAGUGCCUGCAGGGGCAGCCGCAGCAGCAGCAAUUGGUGGAGCAGCCGAGGGAGGAGGAAGAGCAGGAGAAGCAGAAGGUGCGUGUGAGAGGCGGACGUGUGAAGGAGGAGUGCGGGAGGGGGAGGGGGUCAGGCGUGGAUGGCGAGGGGAAGAGGCGGGCAGAGGGAAGGCGGGCUCCCAGGGGCGAACUGCACGGAGUUGUGGCUGCGGUGCACAGGGAGGCGAAGCUUGGGGCGGCGGAGGAGGGGAAGAGGGAGGUGGUGGAGGGGGGGGGCAGGGAUGCGUUGCAGGGGGAGGAGCAGGGUCCAGUGCAGGUGAAGGCUGGAGGGGUAGAGAAAGGGGUUGGGGAUGUCGUGGGGUGCAGCGGGGCACAGGCAGGUGUGGCAGACAUGAAGGGAGGUUUGGCGGACCUAAAGAGGGGUUCGGCAGGCGCGAAGGGAGGUUCGGCAGACGUGAAGGGAGGUGCCGUGGACGCGAAGGGAGGUUUGGCAGGCACGAAGGGAGGUUUGGCAGACGCAAAGGGAGUUUCGGCAGACGGGAAGGGAGGUAUGGCAGACGCGAAGGGAGGUUUGGCAGACGUGAAGGGAGGUUCGGCAGACGCGAAGGGAGGUUCGGCAGACGUGAAGGGAGGUUUGGCAGACGUGAAGGGAGGUUUGGCAGAGGCGAGAGGCAGGAAGGUGCGUGGAGGAGCAGGCAAGGCGCAAGAGAGGCUGAGGCGGUGGCAGCAGCUGCAGCAGCAGCAGUUGCAGCAGCAGCAGUUGCAGCAACAGCAGGAGCAGGGAAAACAGCAGGAAGUGGAGGCGGGCAGGCGGGACGAGGCGGUGGGGCAGGGCAAGGUGGAUGUGCAGAGGGCGGGUGAGACGGCGGGUGGUGGAGAGGAGGGCGCGGAGGGUGCGGAGGUGGCAGCAAAGUCAGAGUUGAGGGAGAGAGAUGGGGCAAGGAAGGGCGAUGAUGCGAAGGGGGAAGAGGAUGGCAAGAGGGGAGAGGAUGGCAAGAGGGGAGAGGAUGGCAAGAGGGGAGAGGACGGGAAAAAGGGAAAGGAUGCAAAAACGGCAGAGGAUGCAAAAAAGGGAAAGGAUGCAAAAACGGGAGAGGAUGCAAAAACGGGAGAGGGUGCAAAAACGGGAGAGGAUGCAAAACGGGGAGAGGAUGCAAGAAGCGAAGACACAAGCAGGGAAGAAGAUGCAAAAACGGCAGAGGUUGCUAGAGGAGAAUGGGAGCAGGUGGAAAAGAAGCAGGAGGGGAGAGUGGGCAUGGAUGGUGGGGCUGAAAAGCAGUGGGGCCUCCAACACGCGGAUUCUGGGUGCCAUGCAGUCAAAGCCCCCUCCGCUGCUGUUGCACCACCCGCUGCUGCAUUCCCCGCUGCUGUGCCAUCCCCUGCUGCUGCUGAUGCUGGUGCAGGCAGUAGUAGCACCCAUGGUGGCGCUGGCGGCAGCGCUAAUGGGCCGCCAGCAGCACAGCUGCAAGCACUGUCAAUCACUGCCCCUCAAACACCCUCUAUCACUGCUCUGUCGGCCACUGCUGCUCAACCCCCGUCAACCACUGCCCCUCAGCCCCCGUCAACCACUGCCCCUCAACCCCCGUCAACCACUGCCCCUCAACCCCCGUCAGCCACUGCCCCUCAAUCCCACCCACACCCUGCCGCCUCCCCCCUUGUGUCAACCCCUCCUCACAGUCUCUCACCAUCGCCUCAUCUCUUGCCCUCAUCCUCCCUUAUGCCCCCCCACUCCUCCUCUCCCCUCCCCCCUUCCCGCCUCCCCUCCCUGCCUCUCUCCCAGCCCUCCUACCCAUCGCCCUCCCCCGCCCUGCAUGGCCCCUCCCCGGGCUCCCUCACUCCCUCCUCUUGGCCGUCCCCUGCCGCUCCUUUCCCGCCCACCGCGCCCCCAUCUCGCCCCGCAUUCAAGCUUAAAUGGAACGUGCGUGUCAUCCCUGCUGAUGCGCCCCCUGCUGCUGCCGACGCCCCCUCGUUUCCCACUGCACAUGCUUCUCCUUUUGGUCAUGCUGCUUCCGCUCAUGCUGCUGCUGCUUUUACUUCUCAUGGUGCCAGCUCAGCUCAUGCAACCGGCUCAGCGAUGCCUCACAGCCUGCAGGCAGGUAGUGCAGCAACAGGGGAAGCAGCUGGAGGGUGUGUGUCACAGUGGAAGGGCGAGGGGAACGGGUGGCAAAGCGAGGGGCACCGAAGGCAGGGCGAUGGGCAUUGGCCGAGCAAGGGGCAUGGAAGGCAGAGCGAGGGACAUAGAAGGCAGGGAGAGGAGCAUGAGAUUCAGCAGCAGCACAUGCAGGCACAUGAGUGGCAGCAUCAUCAGCAGCAGCAGCAGCAGCAGCAUCAGCAGCAGCAGCAGCCGCAGCAGCAGCACAACGGGGCGCAUCGACUCUCCUCAUCAUCAUCCGCUGGCGUCUCUGCUGGUGCUGCUGCUCGAUUCAGCUGCAACUGGCAUGUGGACGCGCCUCUGCCACGCGCUCAUCUCUCCUCCCCUGCCCCCCUCCGUCCCGUCUCCUCCCCACCACCCCCGGCCACGGCUGCUGACGGGCUGCCUUAUGCCCUGCCACACGCUGCUGACGGGCUGCCUUACGCCCUGCCACACGCUGCAUCCCGCAGGCCCGUGUGGAGCGUCAGCACCAUUGCCAUACCCGCCAGCCCCUCCGUUGAACCACCCACUCACAACCUGCCACGUGGCACUGCUGGUUUCUCCAGUGCCGCAGAUGCUUCAGUGCAUCCCGUGCCACAUGCAGCCGCCUCGCCUCUCCCACCACCCUCCAUCCCGUUCCCUCACCCAUCAUCCCCACUCCGCUCCUCCCCUCCUCCUCCUCCCCCUCUCCCGCUCUCCCCAGCAUCAGUCCGACCUGCACCAGGUGCCACCUGCCCCUCCCUAUCUAACAACCCUCCUUCCAAUCCACAUGACAGUGCUCUGCCUCAGCAGUACCCCCCCUCUCCUUCCGCCCGUGCUUGCUCACACCCCCCUCCUCCCCCCCUUCCUCCCCCUCCUGCCUCUCCUCCACCAUCUCCUCCCCCACCCCCUCCCCCCCCUUCCUCCUCCCCCCCUCCCCCGCCACCUUCCGCCCUUCCAGCUCCACCCCCUUCAAGCAUCCCCCUCUGUGGCCCGGUUGCCAGCGGGGCAGGGGGGUGGGGCGCAGUGGAUGAAGGGGAGGGGGAAGGGACAUGGAGGGUGGGUGAGGGCGCGGGGGGUGCUGGAGUGCAGGGUGGGGAGGUUGGUGGGACGGGUGUGCCCUCGUGUGGGGAGGCGAGACGUGAACAGGUGGGGACUGAGGAGGUGGGGAAUGGGGAGGCGGGGGGCAGCGAGGAGGAGGAGGAGGACAUGGAUGUGGACAUGGACCUCAGUGACCUGGACCUCUCUCACUGCCCUUCUGCCCCGCCACCACCUGGGCCGGCAGCAGGGGUGGAUGUAGCAGGGGUAGCAGGUGGGCUGGGAGCAGGUGGGCUGGGAGCAGGUGGGCUGGGAGCAGGUGGGGCAACAGCAAAUGGUGUGGCAGCAAGUGUGGCAGCAGGUGGGCAGGCAUGGGGUAAAGAAGUGGAAGGAGGAGUGGGAGGUGUGGGCGGCAAGGAGGUUGGGGAAAAGGGCAGGGCAGCAGGAACAGCAGAGGGGGCAGAACCGCUUGGUGCAACAUUUGUGAGUGCAGCACGAGCCACCGAGCCUAAAUUAGCCCCGUCACUCGCACCAGCCCCGUCACUCACGCCAGCUGCGCCAGUGGCACCAGUCCCAGCAGUCCUGGCAGCCUUGGCAGCCCCAGAAGCACCAGCAGCCUCGAGACCCUUGGCGCCAUCAGCAGCGGGGGGAGCAUCUGCAGCGGCGGCGGCAGGCACGCGGGUGGCACCAGGGGGCGGCAUGGCAGGGGGACGGCGGUGGGUCACUCCGCUGUGCCGCGAGUUUGAAGCCGCGGUGACUGACAUCGUGCAGCAUGCCAUGGCGCCAUUCCUCUCCAAGCUGUCGGGGCGGGAGGUGGAGCGCAUGCGGGGCCGGCUGGUGCGGGAGGUGGUGGGGAAGGAAGCGGUGAAGAGCCGGCAGCGCACCCACCAGCUUCUUUAUCCGUCCACCUUAUCUGUUCGCACGCGCGCUGCGGUCCGCGUGCCUGCGGGAAGAGCGGCGGGCGGCAUGUCGGCGAUGUCGGACAACGUGGGGCAGUACGGCCGCAUCGGCACCGUGCCGGUGGCCCAGGGAGCCGAAGUCCCUCUAACGCACCCAGAGUUUCCCUACACGCCCGAGCCCGCAGCGAGCAGGGGAUCAGACACCUUCUCGUCGACCGCAGGUGGGGCAGGCUCGUCCCUGCCGCCCCCCCCGGUGGGCAUCUGGGGCGUGUUCAGCGUGGCGUUCUACCGCCCCUUCUUCGAUGUGGACACCGCCGACGUGGCGGAGCGAGUGCGGGACGCGCUCAUGCCCUUCCCGCGCUCCUCCUUCCUCGAAAAGACGGCCCUCAACCCCGACAUCUACGGGCCGUUCUGGAUCUGCACGACGCUCGUGUUCCUGUCGGCCUCGCUGGGCAACCUCGCGAGCUACCUCAGCUACGCUGCCUCGCCCUCAUCAGCCGCGGAGGAGCACUGGCACUACAACAUCGACGCCGUCAGCUGGGCUGCCGCCAUCUUCUAUGGCUAUGUGGCUGUCGUGCCGCUGCUGCUCUUCUUCCUCCUGCGCUACCUGCAGGUUUCCGCGGGGUUGGUUCAGCUGUGGUGUCUGUAUGGCUACUCUCUGGCUGUCUACAUCCCCAUCUCGUUCAUAACGGUGCUGCCGCUGGACCUGCUGCGCUGGCUCAUAGUGCUGGGCGCCACGGCCAUCUCGUGCUUCUUCCUCGGUGUCAACCUGCGCGCGCAGAUCACAGUGGGCCACGAGAUGUGGUUCCCCAUCGUUGUCGGCGCUGUGCUGCUGCAGGCCGGCCUGGGGGUUCUCCUCAAGCUCUACUUCUUCACCUACAUUCAGCUCUAG
Molecule: messenger RNA, 10950 nt
Organism: Closterium sp. NIES-65
Lineage: Eukaryota; Viridiplantae; Streptophyta; Zygnematophyceae; Desmidiales; Closteriaceae
Source: the annotation of a GenBank genome assembly